Messenger RNA from Prunus armeniaca (apricot), 813 nucleotides. The record is from the annotation of a GenBank genome assembly. Lineage: Eukaryota; Viridiplantae; Streptophyta; Magnoliopsida; Rosales; Rosaceae.
AUGGGUUCUCAUGUAUUAGUAAAAAGUUGUCAUGAAAGGACUUUGAAGAUUCAAUCUUUCUGGGCAAGAGAGAGACCCACCAUUAGUACCAUUAGUUUCAAGCUCUCAAGGUCGAGGCCCUACCCACACCCAGGAAGACUUAUAUCAUGCAAGUCUGAAUUAGUUGAUUUUGAUGAGAGAACAAGCCCAAAUGAGGUCAGGAAAGAGAUAGAACGAUGUUAUGAACUCAUACACAGACUUGGGAGAGGAGUCGUGUAUUUGGGUUCUUCAAGGAUGGGACCUGAUCAUUCACAUUAUCUGCAAGCACUAGAGUUGGGUAGAGAGAUUGCAAACCUUUUGGAAUGUACUUCAUGGACGGGUGCUGGUCCAGGGCUAAUGGAUGCUGCUACUAAAGGUGCUUUGCAAGCAGGAAAAUCAGUUGGUGGAUUUAAGAUUGGUAAAGAGGCUGAUGCUGCAGUUAGAAGCUGCAGUUCUGAUAGGACUGCUGUUGUUGCUCUACCUGGUGGGAUUGGUACUCUAGAUGAAAUUUUUGAGAUUUUAGCAUUAAUUCAGCUAGAAAGGAUUGGGUCAGAGCUUCCAGUUCCAUUCUUGUUGAUGAACUAUGACUCAUUCUAUUCAAAGCUUCUAGGCUUCCUUGAUGAUUGUGAGGACUGGGGUACCCUCUCCAAGGGAGAGAUCACAUCUCUCUGGAAGGUUUGUGAUAGUAACUCAGAGGCUUUGGCUUAUUUGGCAGAUUUUUACAAACUACCUCCUCCUACUGACAAAGCCCGGCAUGACAACGAAUUGCAAAGCGCAAGUGGAACGUUUUCGUAA